Molecule: messenger RNA, 2867 nt
Organism: Neoarius graeffei (lesser salmon catfish)
Lineage: Eukaryota; Metazoa; Chordata; Actinopteri; Siluriformes; Ariidae
Gene: epx
Product: eosinophil peroxidase
Exons: 14
Coding region: 489-2756 (755 amino acids)
Biological process (GO): response to oxidative stress
Molecular function (GO): calcium ion binding; peroxidase activity; heme binding
Source: RefSeq, a predicted model, not a curated record
GUAGUGUUGAAAUUGGUAAACACCGCAGUUGCGGACAUUUUGUAGCCUAAAAUGAUGUUAUGAUAAGCUUUAAUAAAGGGCCCGGUCAUUUGCCCCGCCCCCGGCCCGGCUCUGACUUGUUCCGCCACUGUCACUGAUGUCACUGUUUGCGCUGCUUAACGACAUCACAUGACGUCCACCCACUUUCGCUAACUCCACCCAAUGUGUCCACCCACUUCCAGCCAGCACGGUUCAGCGCGGUUGUAGUCGAAAUGCAACUCCAACAGCCUCGCUCAGCUCGACUCAGCUCGACUCGGCACGGCACGGCACGGCUCAGCCGCGUUUGUAGUGGAAAAGCGGCAUUAUUCUACAACUGUAGUAAUCCAUAUUAUGUCAAGAAGCGCUCAACUAAGCAAAGAGAAACAACAUCCAUCAUUACUUUAAGACAUGAAGUGUCUUUUAAUUAAUAAAAAUAAAGAAAAAACAUUGAAUUAGAAGAGCUGUUGAGCAUGGACGACGUGGAGACUUUGUUGGAUGCUACAGGGUGUUCAGCAGAGAUCAAGAGACCUGUGUGCAAAGGUGACUGCCUUUCAGAGCGCUACCGCACCAUCACAGGCCAUUGCAACAACAGACAGAAUCCGUUGCUGGGGGCAGCUAAUACUCCGUAUGCUCGGUGGCUUCCACCAGCAUAUGAAGAUUUUCACGGCACACCCAGAGGCUGGAACCCCCAACACACCUACAAUAACUUUACAUUACCUCCAGUUCGCAUCGUGUCGCAGGAGGUGCUGUACACCCAGAACGAGAAGAUCUCUUUGGAUUUGUCUCUGUCUCACUUGCUGGUUGAGUGGGGACAGUGGAUUGACCAUGAUCUGUCACUGACCCCUCAGAGCCCCAGCACGGCCUCAUUCAGGACCGGCGCAGACUGCAUCCGUACCUGCAGCAGAGACACACCAUGUUUCCCCAUACAAAUCCCUUUCUCGGACCCUCGUCGUGGUGUUCAGAGGUGCAUGCCAUUUUUCCGUUCGGCUCCCAGCUGUGUAGACGCCUCUGUCGUGUGCCGUCACCGGGAGCAGCUGAACGCCAUCACAGCCUUCGUAGACGCCAAUAUGGUGUAUGGCAGUUCAGAUGCACUCGCUCAGUCUCUGCGUAAUCUGUCCUCUCCUCUUGGCCUCCUCACUCACAAUCACCUGCAUUCAGACCAGGGACUCGCCUACCUGCCCUACUUGCCCCGCAAACAACUGGACCCAUGUGCACCACGCCAAGGCUCCAACACAGGAAAGAACACAACGUCUAUGGGCAACUUGACCUUCUGCUAUCUGGCAGGUGAUUCUCGGGCUAAUGAGCACUUGGGGAUGAUUGCUCUCCACACACUGUUUCUGAGAGAGCAUAAUCGAUUAGCCAAGGAGCUACACAUACUCAACCCCCACUGGAGCCCAGAUACACUGUACCAAGAAGCCAGAAAAAUCCUUGGAGCUGUCCAUCAGGUCCUGACAUGGGAUUACUACUUGCCACAUGUCCUGGGGCACAGAGCAUAUGCCGAACUAAUGGCCCCCUAUCAGGGUUAUGACCCUGAGGUUGACCCCAGCAUUACCAACGGUUUCUCCACUGCUGCCUUCCGUUUCGCCCAUGUGACCGUACAGCCCAUAGUGAACCGACUCGGACCUGGAUAUAAGCUUGACCCUAAACAUCCACCACUGCCUUUACACCACUCACUGUUUGCCUCCUGGAGGGUGGUAGAAGAAGGUGGUAUUGAUCCAGUGCUGCGGGGUUUGUUGUUGUCCCCAGCCAAGCUCCAGGCUCCUGAGCAGAUGAUGGUGGAGGAGUUGACUGAGAGACUGUUCCAGGCUCACGGUGGGCUGCCGUUGGACCUCGGGGCACUAAACUUGCAGAGGGGACGUGAUCACGGCCUGCCUGGUUACGGGGCAUGGCGAGAGUUUUGUGGUCUCUCUGUCCCUGCAAAUGAAUCUGAUUUAAUAGAGAUUCUGGAGAACGGAGGCUUGGUGCGUAAGCUGCUUGCUCUGUAUGGUACUGUCUGGAAUAUUGAUGUGUGGGUAGGUGCUAUCUCAGAGCCUGCACUGCCUGGUGGGAGAGUUGGGCCUCUGUUAGCCUGCCUGAUAGCCAAACAGUUCCGUGCACUCAGAGAUGGAGACAGGUUCUGGUGGGAGCGAGAGGGUGUGUUCAGCACUUCUCAGAGAAGCUCACUGCGUACAGUAUCUCUCUCUCGCAUUAUUUGUGACAACACGCACAUCUGCCUGGUGCCCUCAGACCCAUUUGUACGGACAGACCACCCUGACCAGCUGCUACCCUGCGCACACACAAACAUCACACACUUUAAUCUCUCUGCAUGGAAGGAGCCAGACACUGGUAGGAGGAAAAAAAAAAACCCAGUGUGUGGCUCCAUUCCUCGGCUGAAAGUGGGUUUCUCUGUGAUGUGCAAUUCAGCAGUGCUGUACCAGUGUCCUUCUGGUUAUUUGCUUCGUGGGGCCACCCACAUCACCUGUGAUCCAAAUACACGCCUGUGGACUCCAAACCCACCCACCUGCCAAGAUAUAGAUGAGUGCUUCAGUGGGCCUGUCUGUCCACCAAACCUACUGUGCCACAACACACCAGGUUCCUUCAUUUGUACAGAGUCCACUACACAUUCUGCCACCUCCAUCGCUGCUGCAGUGAUGACCAUGGUGGGAGGUGUUGCUGUCAUGGUCCUAAUAGUGACUUGCUAUACAAGGUUUAUCAGAAAAGGGAGCAUCAGCAGAGCAUGUUGUAAUAAGAAACACUGAAACUUCCAUUUUAAAUUAGUCAGUGUUCAAUUUCACCUCUCCUAACCACUAGGGGUGUUGUGAAAAUCAGGAUGCCUCCUUACAGUAUUUGCAAUAAAUAACUGUCUUGCA